Brenthis ino (lesser marbled fritillary) is the source of this 813-nucleotide messenger RNA. Lineage: Eukaryota; Metazoa; Arthropoda; Insecta; Lepidoptera; Nymphalidae. The record is from the annotation of a GenBank genome assembly.
AUGAUAGCUAAAAUUUUAAUUCUUGCCAUCGCCGUGACUGCGUGCUACGGCCAGGAACGUAUAUAUAAAUAUAAGCCAGCCCAUCGUGAACAAUUAAAGGAGUAUAGAUAUCCUUCAACCCUCGAUUUGAUUAAUCAGGAACCUGCACCUAUUCACGAAGAAGAAGGACAUGGUGCUUCAGUAGAAAUUCCAGUACAUGGACGUCAUGAAUCUGCGGUUUCAUCUCAAAGCAUUGUUCACUACCAGCCAGCAGGACACGAAGAAACCCAAUCACAGGAGUCCUAUGUGGGACAUAAUGAGCCAUUAAUUGCUUACAAGCAUUACAUUCAAGGGCACGAACAAAUAAAACAUGAACAAGGAAGUAACAUUAAGUAUAUCCAGUCCCUGCGUCACCCUGCCGUCUCUCAUGAGGCUUCAUCUGCUCAGGGUCCAGCUCGGGAUGAAGCUCAUUACAUCCGCGUACCUGCCCAUAACUACCAAUACGUCCAAGAAUCUGAGCAUCAGGCCCCUUCACACCAUCAAGUCGAAGCACAGCACCAGACCGAAUCUCAUUCCCACGAUGAGCCUAUCGACUAUUACGCGUAUCCUAAAUACCAAUAUGAAUACAAAGUAGAAGAUCCUCAUACUGGAGAUAAUAAAUACCAACACGAAGUCCGCGAUGGUGACAGCGUAAAGGGAGUGUACUCACUUCAUGAAGCUGAUGGCUCCGUGCGGACAGUCGAAUAUAGUUCAGACAAACAUCAUGGUUUCAACGCUGUUGUCAAGCACUCUGCACCUGGUCAGCACGUUCAUAUUAAGAGUCAUCACGAAAAU